Messenger RNA from Nanorana parkeri, 825 nucleotides. Its product is annotated as taste receptor type 2 member 41-like. Gene Ontology annotation, cellular component: membrane. The record is from RefSeq and is a predicted model, not a curated record. The coding region runs from base 1 to 825 and encodes 274 amino acids. NCBI's taxonomy places the organism in Eukaryota, Metazoa, Chordata, Amphibia, Anura, Dicroglossidae. The transcript has 2 exons. Gene Ontology annotation, biological process: sensory perception of taste; G protein-coupled receptor signaling pathway; detection of chemical stimulus involved in sensory perception of bitter taste. Gene Ontology annotation, molecular function: G protein-coupled receptor activity; bitter taste receptor activity.
AUGAUCUCCUCCGUAUCUAUUUUUGUUUUAACCGUGGUUGUUAUCACAUGGAUUUUAGGAACAUUUUUCAAUUCAUUGAUUCUAUCUGCGUACAUCAGAGACUGUAGGCAAAGCCUUAACCUGGGAGACUAUGACAAAAUUGUGUUUCUCAUGGCCUCAGUCAAAGUUCUCCUCCAAUGCCUGAUAACAUAUGGUGGCAUCUUAUUUUAUGGAGAAUUAUAUAGACUGCUCUCCAAUGAAACCUUUUUACCAUUUUUUGUUAUUCUCUUGUCCUCCGUUGACAUGUGUUUCUGGAAUACUUGCUGGCUGUCAGUCUUUUACUGUCUAAAGCUGGUCAACAUCUCCCACCAAGCUUUCCAAUGGCUAAAGUCGUCCUUCUCUUCGGCUCUUCCUCUGCUAAUUCUGGGAUCUGUGGUGGGGAAUACUGCCAUUAAUUUGCCAUUUUUUUGGACAACAGAGAUACAUUUUCUUCAGAAUGUGACAGGGAAUUCAAGUAUAAACACGUAUAGCUUCAACAUGGACUUUUCAUUUGCUGCCUGCAAUGUGAUGUUAACAUGCUGCUUGCCAUUUCUGAUAACAUUUCUCUGCAUUAUCUUUUGCAUUACAUCCCUGCUUAGGCAUGUCAGGAGAAUCUGUAAAAAUGAACCCAAGGUCCAAUAUUCCCGGAUUCAAGCCCACAUCCAAGCAUCCAGGACAAUGGUUCUACGGCUCUUCCUGGACCUCAUUUUCAUCUUGAACAUCUGCUGUUGGCUGGAAAAUGAAUUUAACAUUUAUACCAAACCCGUAUCCAGGAUAAGAGGGAACCUGACUCAAAAAACGGUGUAG